Messenger RNA from Salvia hispanica, 1353 nucleotides. The record is from RefSeq and is a predicted model, not a curated record. Lineage: Eukaryota; Viridiplantae; Streptophyta; Magnoliopsida; Lamiales; Lamiaceae.
AAUCAACAAUCCAUAUUCCAUCAAAACCCUGCCAGUCGUCGUCACUCCUCUCAUCAGUAAUGCCGCAGUAAAAUACUUAAUCAUCCUAGCUUCUAAUCUCCCCCAUUUUCGAUUGGUUCAUUGUCGUUUGAACUCGUGUAAUUGUUAGGAAGAAAAAUCCAUGGCUUCCUGCAUUCGUAUGAUUCAAUCUGGAAUCCGAUUGUCGAAAUUUCGAGGCAUUAAUUCUGUUUCAAUGAUGAAUUCGACAGUCUCCAGUCGCACAUUUUCGUCGAAUUCGCCCAAUCAAAGCCCUGUAUAUCUCUUUGACACUCUUGCAUUGAUUAGGAGCUUAGAAGCACAAGGCAUCCAUACAAAGCAGGCAGAGGCUAUAACAUCUCAAAUGACUUUAGUUCUUAAUGUUAGCAUGGAAUACAUAUUGCAAAACGUCGCCUCAAAAUCUGAGAUGCAGAAAGUUGUGAUGGCAACUGAAACAAAUCUUGUAAAGUUGAAGUCUGAAGUGCAAAGUUACAUGGACAACAAUUCUUCGUCUUUGCAAGGUGAAGAUGCAAAGAUCCGAAACGAUAUUACCAAAUUACAUGGUGAACUAAGGCAUGAGAUUGACAAAGUUACUUCUGCACAACGUUUGGAUUUGAAUCUUGAAAGAAGACGCGUCGAUGGGGAGCUUAGUGAUAUGAGGGCUAGAACCACUGAUAUCUCCAACCAGCUCAAUAAUGCUGUGAUGGCAAAUGAAACAAGUUUUGUGAAGUUGAAGUCUGAAGUGCAAAGUUCCCUUGAUCAGAAGUUCUCCCCAUUGCAAAGCAAGGGUGAAAAGCUUCAAAAUGAUAUCGAGAAAUUAAGUGGUGAACUAAAGCAUGAGAUUGAAAAGAUUACUGCAGCACAACGUUUGGAUUUGAAUCUUGAGAAAAGGCGCAUCGAUGACAAGUUUUCGGAUGUGAGGGCUGAAAUUACUCAUCUGACAAACAAGCUUACUGAAACGAGGGCUGAGCUCACCAAUCUCUCCAGCAAUUUCGACCGGAAACUUGAAAUUGCAACUCUUGCAAUGAAGGCUGAUCUAGCAACAAAUAAGAGCGAUAUCACCAAAUACUUUCUAGGGGCCAUUUUCUCCUCAUCUGCUUUUUGCAUUGGAAUAUUAUAUCGUCUGUUUUCCAAACCAUAAGGUGGCCGCUUUGGUUUACAGAAGAAAGAGAUUUUGACAGUAACCAUUUCCAUUACAAUCCAACUGAUUUGAAUAAUCCUUUGUUAGAGAGUUUAUUUUAGGUAGUCACUAUGUUGUUUGUAUUUUCUAAUUUCACUAGAACUUUCGUAAUCGUCCCACAAUUCAGAUUCCAUCAAUCCAUGGAAAAUUUGCCACAA